GCAAACUCACUCACUCAUUCCUGAUAGCCUGACCACGACUCAUUCCACAUGCUCGGCCUCGCUGCUUGUUAGUUACAGCAAGAGUCCACCGCGCACGCAAGCUGCACCGUAUUGGAAGGAAGUAAUACUUCACUUCUAAACACUGAAGAUGUACAUGUGGGUUCAGAUGCUGCAGAAGCGACGUGACGAGUUAGAAGACAUCUACGACCAUGAACAAGCACUUGAGAUUGAAGACGAGUCGGUAGAGGAGGACCAUGGCCAUCCCGCGGAGGCCGCUGACCAUGCGGUGGAGCCGAGCGACAGCGCGUACGAGGCACCUGUCUACAUCGCCGACGACAUCCACAUCCCGCCGGAGUUCGAGCUCCGGGAGUCGAAGGCAGCGGGCGUUGGGCUGGGGGUCUGGACGAAGGUGGCCGUGCAGGCUGGGGAGAAGAUGGGUCCAUUCACUGGACUACAGAAGACAGAGGUUAAAGACAUGACGUACGCUUGGGAGAUUGUUGAUGAGUUUGGGAAGGUGAAGUUCAUUGUUGAUGCCAGCGAACCAGGCACGGGGAACUGGAUGAAAUACAUCCGCAGUGCACGCAACUACAAUGAACAGAACAUGGUCGCCCUCCAAAUUAACGACCAGAUGUACUACAAGGUGGUGAAGGAUGUGGAGAUGGGAGAAGAGCUGAUGGUUUACAUGAAGGAUGCCAUGUAUCCUGAUGGAACCAUGCCGCCAAACUUUGAAGAAGAGAAGCGAUUCCGCUGUGGUGAGUGUGAUGACCUGUUCAAGUCGAAGGUAGCCCUACGCCGACACCAGAAGUACGCCUGUAACAACAGUCUGGCCAUCUUCAACAGCAUCAAUGAAGAUUUCAAGAGUAGGCAGACAGAAGAGCUGACAUCCCAACUCUUCGAGUGCACAGAUUGUGACCGCAUCUUCCCCAACAUGCCUAGCCUGGAGCGACAUGUGAUGACGGGCCAUGGCAGCGAGAGCCGUGAGUUCAAGUGUGACCAGUGUCCAAAGUCCUUCAACUGGAAGUCAAACCUGAUUCGUCACCAAAUGUCCCACGACGAGCAGAAGCGAUUUCCCUGUGAAAACUGUGACAAGGUUUUCACAGACCCGAGCAAUCUACAGCGACAUAUCCGCUCCCAGCACGUCGGGGCUCGCAGCCACGCCUGUCCAGAGUGUGGGAAGACCUUCGCAACAUCAAGCGGGCUGAAGCAGCAUCAGCACAUCCACAGCAGCAUCAAACCAUUCACCUGUGAGGUCUGCCUCAAGUCCUACACACAGUUCUCCAACCUGUGUCGCCACAAGCGCAUGCAUGCCGACUGCCGCCAGCAGAUCAAGUGUCGUGACUGCGGCCAGCUCUUCUCCACCAUGGCCUCCCUGAACAAGCAUCGCCGCUUCUGUGAAGGUAGGAACAACUUUGGCAUCAGCAUGCCUGCCAUGUAUCGGGCAGCUUCCCAGUCACAGAGUGGAACCCCCCUCCCUCCGUCCAGCCGCAUGCCGCUGAGGAACAUGCCUCCUGCCAGCCUGAUGGACUACUUUGGGACGGGAGGCCUCCACCCGCCGACCACUGUCCCCCAGCCUGCCAGCCUGUCCUCUGUGCAGUCCGUCCCACUGAGUCAAACUGCAGCUGCCUCCUUACUGUCCAGCCGCAUGCAGCCGCCCGCCGUAUCAUACCCCAGCAACACGGCCCUGCGAUCCCACCAUCCGUCCUCCGCAUCAACCGUAUCAGCCAGGUCAACCUUCUUCCCACCAACCUCCACGUUCUCCCGCCCGCCGUUCCUGAAUGCUGUUGGCAUGGUACCACAGAAAGCCCUUCUCAGCUCUCCCAUGGCCCACCUGCUGGCUCAGCCUGCCUCUACAGGGUCCACCAAAGAUUCCUCCACAGACCAGGAAGAAGAUGACAGCAGAGCCAAAUCAGGUGCCAACACCAAAGAGAGAGCCACUGACCUGUCGGAAGGCAGCGAUGUCUCCGAUGUAAGCACCCCAACAGGAAGUGACCUGGAGACCUCCGGAGGAAGUGAGCUGGACUCAGAAAGUGAAGGUGAUGGGACAGACAAAAAGUCUUCCUCACACAAAGAAUCAAGGGUUGCAAAACAUCAGAAGAACGACCCCACUGUCAAGGAGGAACCAGAAGAUGAAUCUGCUUUCCUGAAGCCAAACGACCAGUCUGCAGCCAUUCCAACCUCUGGUGCUGACACCAUCAAGGCCAUAGCCUCAAUUGCCGAUAAGUACUUUGGUAAUGAUGGGGAGGAAAUGAGGAGCAUGAGAGCACAGCAUCAUGAGGGGAAGCCACCCGGACCAUACCCGACUGCUGCCGAGACUGAGAAGCCAUUUGACCUGUCUGUGAAGAAGUCAGAGAGGAUGGCAGCACAAACCACUAGUGGGGAAGACCAACCUCUCGAUCUGAGCACUCACCCUCGGAAGGGUGAUCCGGACCACGCUAGAAACGUGGCCGAGUCCAGGAAAACUCACACCUUUGGGAGCCUCAUGGCUACCACCUACACCUCUUCCCCACGUGGUAACCCCCGUCUUACCUAUGCACGUCCAAGCCCCCUGGCUAUGGACCCAAUCUAUCGUGUGGAGAAGCGAAAGUUUACAGACAGGAUCUACAGUGGAAUCCAGGAGAAGUACAUGCGUCAUGCUAACUACCCAUUCAAUGCCAGCGAGCACUUGAUGCAGAAUGGAACAGCCUACGAAAUGAGCAAUAGAGGUGGAGGAAUGAUGCCUGUUGGGGAGUUCCCACCAAUGGCGUCGCAGCUGGCUGAUCCGGUGGUGCGAGGCAAGGGGAAGGACAGGUACACCUGUCGAUACUGUGGCAAGCUGUUCCCACGUUCGGCUAACCUGACGCGCCACCUGCGCACCCACACGGGCGAGCAGCCGUACCGCUGCAAGUACUGCGACCGCUCCUUCAGCAUAUCAUCCAACCUCCAACGCCACGUGCGUAACAUCCACAACAAGGAGAAGCCGUUCAAGUGUCCCCAGUGCGAGCGCUGCUUCGGCCAACAGACCAACCUCGACCGCCAUCUCCGCAAGCACGAGCAAGAGGACCAAGAUGCCGCAUCCGGCAAGUCCCCAACCUCGGCAGAAGAUCUGGUCGAGCUUGCUGACAAGGACGAAUCUUACUUUGAACAGAUCCAGAACUUUAUCGAAUCUCCAACCAUCACACCCAGGAAGGAGAACACUGAGGGCAACGGGAGCUUGGAGAAAAAGUUCAGUCCCAGCAAUGGCCAUAUUGGAGAACAAAUGGCUGCUGGGUCUCCUCCAGCACUGAUAAAUGGAAACAAGCAAAGCUCUCCAGACAACACCCCCGGUGAGGAAGAUGACGUGAUGGCUGACAAGGAAGCGGAGACUCAUAAGGUGAACGGGCGCCCCAAACAUGCAGAGGAGGGCGACAAGAAACCGGCUGGCAUCAAUGGUCAGCACGGGCUGGGAAAACUGCUCAAUGGCGACCCGCUGGAUUACAAACCCAUCUCCGAAACGACGAUGGACGACAUCAGCGUGGACGUGGUAGACUACUACGGUGGAGUUAUGGGAGAAGCUGAGUCAGACGGGGGGGAAAGGUCAAACAGGCAACGUCGGUCCAAAACACAGGCCUACUCCAUGAUGCUGUCACUGUCAGAUGAAGAAGAGAUGGCCAUGGACGACAAACAUCGUGGGCCACGGCUUCGGAGCAUGCGAAGGUCACUUAGAGUCGGCGGUCAAGAUGGGGAACAUGCAUAGAAACAAGAGAAAAGGAGAAGUUAGGACUAUCAGGUUUCUUGACGAGACAUCUUGUGUCAAACCAACAUGGCAAAAAAUGCUGAUUGUCCCUAGAUCUGUUCUCAACAUUUUGUUUAAUGCCCAGUGUCAGUUGUUCUGCUAAUCUACACUUUCAAGGAAGUGUAGCUGCUGUGCCAUAUUCAACAUUCAAGCACAUACACAAAAUUGACCAAGAUCAGUUAAUUAUUUUUUAUCUGUUUGGGCACACUUGUCUUGGAUCUGCUUACACUUAAGGUGUAAAUUGCUCUGUUUCUUGAGUGUAGAUAUUGGAAGGAAUAAGCACCCCCUUUUUCUCCUACUAGAACUUAAAGUUUGUUUUUGCAUAGCUCCUUUAAAAUUCAACCCAUUUCCUUCAUUGAAAAGGAAAAGCUUUGUGGUUUUAUAAAAAUCUGUCUCCAUGAUUUCUCAGACAGUGCUCCCACUGUUUUUUAAGCAAGUGUUUUUUUUUUGCCUUUGUUGAUCUAACACAACUGGCAGUUGAAAGACUGUCUUUUUAUGUAAUUGGUGAAAAGAUGGGAACUUGUGUGUCUGUAUGGCACAGGGGAACCUAUGGGCACUGGUGCUACUCCUGCCAAUCCAAAUGAGUGGAAAUCUCAAGCUUUAAAGUGAAUCUGUACAUAUAUGGGAACAAAUUCAGAUCUUCAAUCAGAUGUUGUGAGACCUUUUUUGUUUUGUUUUUGAAAAUCCAAUGUAAAUAGAGAAUGAGGUCAAUGACUGUGUCUGUGUGCCAUGAAAUGAAUAGUAAAUAGUGUUAGAGAUGUCCAUAUAUCAGAAUGUAUACAUAUGUAGAAAGGAAAUGAGUGUAGCGGAUGUGAGAAAAACAUGUAGAAAACAAUGUUGCAUUGAAUUAGUGGAACUUCAGUGAACCUAAGUGAUUGUUCAUCUCAAGUGAAAUACCUUUGAUGCUAGAGUAAUAGACGUAAGUAUUUCAAGUUGUUUUAUAAUUGAUUCUUUAAAGUAAAAUAUUAUAGGGUUUCUUGUUGUAGCUUGAAGUGCCAAGUAGUGAAUGUAGACAUUACAGUAACAUACUGUAGUAACUGCCAACUCUGUAAUACUGGCUGUGAAAACUGCCAGGGAACUUUUUACUCCAUCCAUUGUGCCAAGCAUUGCAAGUUGUGUGAAUUGUACAGUAAAUGAUCAGAAGUAGUGGUAAUUAAUUAAUAGUGGUAAUUUUACCAAGUGUGAAUGGGUAAUAUGAACUUCCUUAUUUGGCCUCAAAGGCCCCCCACAAAAUCUUUCUUCAGUGAUUUUAGUGCCAAAUGAUACAUUCAUGUUAUGUAUUGUUCAGUACAGUUCCCCUUCAGUUUAAGGGAACACAUUAGUGCUAUAGUUUGUCUGAAAGGUAAGGCCAAAUUACGUUCCGGCUAACACAGAUAGGAGAUUCACAGAUGUCAGUGAAAAAGUCAUCAAGCUUCCUUGUUACAUAGACACAUAACUCUGGUGAUGAACUGAACCUGGUCUGACCCUGAGGGUCUGAGGACUCAAGAACACAGAUACUGUCAUACUCCAUACUACAACAUUCCAUAUUAUCAAUCUCUGUAUUGUUGACCAAUCAUGAGCACAACAAGUGUUUUCUAUAUUCCUCCAUGUAUUUGACAGGGCAUUUGUUUUGUCACUUGUGUUUGAAAGCUCUGGUUUUGUGUCAACAUAAAAUAGAUGCAGGGAUUUUAUGAAAGUAGUAUUUUGGCAACUAUGUCAAAUGCUGAAUUCUUCUAAAGCUUCACAACUUCCAAAUUGAUGAUUAUAUAGAUGUUUGUAUAAACUGUGCCAUACACGACCUGGACUGACUAGAAGAGCCACCCUGCAGUUUAUGAUAAAACUGCAAGUGAGCAUUGCAAAGUGAGCAUUUCCCCCAUUAUAGCUUUCAAUGGUUAAACUCAAUACUUGUAUCAUGCAUCUUAUGUGUGACAACAUCAGAUAUAGGAGUUUCAGAAUAUCAUAAAAUAUUACAAUUGGUGGAUUUCUGUGAAAUAACUAGCUUUGUGAUUUGAUCACUAUUUUAAUAAUUGUAAGACCUGAAUUGACAACUUGGAGAAAGUAUUAUUCAAUAGCUAAUUAAUUAUGAGGGAACAAAUUUAUCCGAUGUAAGAGGACCACGUGAUUCCAAAGAUUUUCUACUGAUUUGAAUAUUCAUCAGAUCUCUGUUGUCGUUUGUGUACAGUAUUUUGAGUGGAAUGCUUUUUGAUUUUUUCCUUAGUGUAUUGUUCUGCAGCUGUUUGAUUGUAUUCCGCUAGUCUCUGGCUAGUGCGUAUUGUUGCGUUCAGUGCUGGCACACCGCUAUUUAUUCAAAUGUUUUUUGCAAGUUUGUUGUGCAUUUAGAAGGUAGAGACUUUGGUUCUUUCGUUACCGAUAAAGUGUUGAAUAGAAGAUACAGUGAACAUUUCAAAAAUUGUGUAAUUUUAUCUUUCACUUGAAUGGGAAUAACGUGUUUUUUAGUCAGUGUUUAUAGGUGGCAUUUUUAGACUUGUGAACGAGUCACUACAGUCAAUUCAUAAUGUUUCUUGCAAUUGUUUUUGCUAAGCUUCACUGCUUGUAUUCGCUGAGCGGAAAAUGUUUGACUAUUGUAAUAAAUUUGGCUUUGCCAUGAGA
Molecule: messenger RNA, 6340 nt
Organism: Branchiostoma belcheri (Belcher's lancelet)
Lineage: Eukaryota; Metazoa; Chordata; Leptocardii; Amphioxiformes; Branchiostomatidae
Product: PR domain zinc finger protein 16-like
Exons: 5
Coding region: 149-3712 (1187 amino acids)
Biological process (GO): regulation of transcription by RNA polymerase II
Cellular component (GO): nucleus
Molecular function (GO): protein binding; RNA polymerase II cis-regulatory region sequence-specific DNA binding; DNA-binding transcription activator activity, RNA polymerase II-specific
Source: RefSeq, a predicted model, not a curated record